AUGGAGGCUCAUCGUCGACGCCAACACCACAGCUGCGAUCCGUGCCGGAAGGGAAAGAGGGCCUGCGAUGCUCCCGCUCGCAGAGACCGGCAUGCUUCAUCUGUAUCAUCUACAUCAAGCCAGACUGAUGCUGGCAGUCGAAGGGCGCUACAAGAGAGCAAUCUCAACAUCCCGUGCUCGAACUGCAGGAAAUAUAAUCGAGAAUGCACGUUCAACUGGUUAGUUGAGAACCGGACCGCCGCGCGCGGUGGUCGAAAGCAGAAAGGUCGCAAUGCGAGCAACUUGCCUCGAGCUGAGGGAGACGUGGCUUCAAGUCGCUCGGGGCAAACAGGCCCGUUGGACGACUUGCUGUACUCCUCGUCAUGGCUAUCUAACAGUACGGGGAAUGCAGUGUCGUCGAUUGGUUCUGUCGAUCAGCCAUUGACUUGGCCAAUGGAACAAACGAAUGCCGUCUCGAUACCACUGAGAAGCAGGGAAUCUGAACUCGACCCGUUCAGUAUCAUGCUUUGGAACGCAAACACAGCACAUGUCCCACCAAGCAAUGCGGAAACGUCGGGCUCGGCCCCGGAUCGCGAGGACAGUUGUUCGAGUCUUGACUAUUACCAGCAGAGCUUGUCGAGUUCGGCGCCGAAAUCCCUCGACGAGACACUCGAUCUUCUUCGACAGUUCGAUGACUCAAGUCCGGGACUGAAUGAUUCCUAUUACUCUUCGUCCCCUGGCUUUGUGAUUCCGGACAGCGGUAGUGACGGUCUUUCACAAACGUUCUCAGCAGACAGUCUAUACCCCCCUGGCAACCAAGAUCGAAUCGACAACCUCUUUGUUCUUUCCGAUAGUAUUUCCAACAGCUAUGCUCGCUCGAUGAUGACCCAGAAUCUCGUCCGCAUAUACCAUGAUAGUAUGGAGAAUGCGCUGUCAUGCUGGCUCACAGAGCAGAACUGUCCCUACAACACGGCCGUCUCGCCAUACACCUCCGCACCGAGUGGGCUCUCCAGUAAAGCGCAAGCGGCAUGGGGACCGAACUGGACGAACCGGAUCUGUACUCGAGUAUGUCGGCUAGAUCGAGCAUACUCAUCCGUCCGGGGUCGAAAUCUGAGCGCAGCAGAAGAGAAAAUGGCAUCGAGAGCUCUCCACACCGCGAUCAUGGCGUUCGCCUCGCAGUGGGCGCAGAAGAUCCCAAGAAGCAAUGGCUUUUCUCCGACCUCGCCCGUCGCACAGCACGAGCGCGUCAUCCGGGAGACCUUGUGGAAUCAGGCGCGUCGUGCUCUGGAGAAUGCAGCGGGAGUUCCUUCUUUCCGGGUUGCGUUUGCGAAUAUCAUAUUCUCCAUCGGACAGCGUCCGCUCAACGUCGAUGAGGAUAUGGAGCUGCAUGAGCUGCUGGAGAAUGACAGCGCACCCCUGUUCAUGGAGGCGGCUGUGCGACAGCUGUUUUCCAUCCGAUAUAAGCUGACACGACUGGAGCGGCAGAAACCAAAGUCACGAAGUUCGCCGGAGCAGAGCAAUAUCGACGUAGCCAGCAUGGCCGAUACGCCCUCUCCGCAGACGGACGCGUUCUACGCCGACCCCGAGCACCAGGAAACCGUCAACCUUCUUUUCUGGCUAGUGGUCAUGUUCGAUACCCUGCAGGCCGCCAUGUAUCAGCGACCUUUGGCCAUCUCAGAUGAGGACAGCCAGAUAACGUCCGUUUCGCCGUCGGUCUCCAAUGAGAAAACCGACAGGGCCGUCGACCUCGACGGCUGGAACAUCUCAUAUACCCGCGCAUUAAAGGAGAAACAAGACCUGUGGGGGGAUUUCUUCCUGCACAAACGGGCCGCACGGCAGGGCUCGAACCCGCCCCGCUGGCCCUGCUCCUACGAAGAAGCCGCCGAGAUCCUCUCCGACGCAAGCCCCGUCAAAGUCCUGCUCUUUCGACAGGUCACCCGGCUCCAGACCCUCGUCUACCGUGGCGCGAGUCCCGAGCGCCUGGAGGAGAUCAUCCAGAAGACUCUCCGGAUCUACCAACACUGGAACACCACCUACAAGCAAUUUUUCCUGAGCUGCAACGCCAACCACGAUGACCUACCCCCGCGCAUCCAGUCAUGGUACGUCAUCGUCGCAGGACACUGGCACCUAGCAGCCAUGCUACUGGCAGACACGGUGAAAGGCAUCGACGAGGGCCGACUGGGCCUGGAAAGCCGCCGCGAGGCCCGCUGCGCAAUCGACUUUGUCGCGACCCUCCGACGGGACAACGCUCUGGCCGUCGGGGCGAUCGCACAGCGCUGUCUUCAGGGACGGGAGUCCCUGGCGAACCGGAUCCGCUUUUACCACGACUCUGUGAACGAGGCCGCCUUCCUGACCGAGCCGUGGACCCUCGUCCUCAUUCGCUGUUUCGCCAAGGCAGCGUACAUUCUUCUAGAUGACAUCACGCCCCUACCACAUGGUGGCUACGGCAGGGCGAGUGACGAUCCGUCGGAGUACGCCAGGAGGAACUGCGAGUUCUGCAUCUCGGCAUUGUGGUGUCUAGGGACGAAAUCGGAUAUGGCGUUUGUGGCUGCGCGCUCGCUGUCGAACCGGUUGGAUCGGAGAGUGGGGAAGGGUUACAGUCCGUUUUGUUCUGUAGGAGAGACCGUCCACAUCCCGCCUGCUAUGCCUCUUUUCGAUGAACGGAUAUCAGCGGAGUUGAGUAGUAUCCCGGUUUAG
Molecule: messenger RNA, 2676 nt
Organism: Aspergillus thermomutatus
Lineage: Eukaryota; Fungi; Ascomycota; Eurotiomycetes; Eurotiales; Aspergillaceae
Product: putative transcriptional regulatory protein
Exons: 1
Coding region: 1-2676 (891 amino acids)
Biological process (GO): regulation of DNA-templated transcription
Molecular function (GO): DNA-binding transcription factor activity, RNA polymerase II-specific; zinc ion binding
Source: RefSeq, a predicted model, not a curated record